UAUACAGUAUACUCAUAAACUGUAUAUCAAAACAUAACCUAUGAAAUUACCAAAAGUUAAAUUUUGAAAAUUGAGCUACAGACUCUUCAGUUAUGGGUGUUACAGUGCUUCAACAAUUUCCAAUUGUGGAAAAUAGAACGGGCCCCUUAACUAUCGAUCUACUAACAAAAAGAAUCUCUGCACUGGGUGCCACACAGCAAGGGCAAUUUCUGGUCGACUGCGAAACCUUUACCUCCAUUCAACAGUUGGGUCAUCAACGAACAGUACACGUGCUACACAAUUCCGAGCAGCCCGCAACCGUGUUUUCAAUACUGGAAACGGGCACGAAAACAAUACCUCUAGCAACCGAUGGCUUAUUCGACCUACUCAUGACGAAAAUGAACAACUUUUACACCGCUAAAAAGCAAACAAAAGUUGAGUCAAAAGGGCCCAGAUUCGAAAUUGGCGAUUUUUUGGUCAAGUUGGGCAGCGUGACGAUAACACAGAAUUUUAAAGGCGUACUGGUGGAGGUUGAGUAUAAACCGUGCGUGGUGCCCGCAAUGUGCUGGGAGUUAAUGAGAGAAUUUCUGCAAGGAUUUUUGGGUUCUUCCGUACCGAAUACUCCCCCUGCUUAUCUGCAAAACAGAAUGCAGGAGAUUUACACUCCAAUUGACACAAUACAUCAGUACUUGGAACAAUUUACAAUGUAUAGAAAAUCUCCAGGAUAGACAAUUCAGUGGAUG
Molecule: messenger RNA, 722 nt
Organism: Photinus pyralis (common eastern firefly)
Lineage: Eukaryota; Metazoa; Arthropoda; Insecta; Coleoptera; Lampyridae
Gene: MED20
Product: mediator of RNA polymerase II transcription subunit 20
Exons: 2
Coding region: 93-707 (204 amino acids)
Biological process (GO): regulation of transcription by RNA polymerase II
Cellular component (GO): mediator complex
Molecular function (GO): transcription coactivator activity
Source: RefSeq, a predicted model, not a curated record